GCGGAGGGAGGUGUUUCUGUCAGUUCCGGCUGUUUGUUCGGGAAGUGGAUCCGCCGCGGCCGGAGCAGCCCGGAGGGAGCUGCGGAACGCGAGGCCCCAGCGACCGCGCCCGCCCGCCCGCGCCCGCCCGCCAUGGCCCGGGACUACGACCACCUCUUCAAGCUGCUCAUCAUCGGCGACAGCGGUGUUGGCAAGAGCAGUUUGCUGUUACGCUUUGCAGACAACACUUUCUCAGGUAGCUACAUCACCACAAUUGGAGUCGACUUCAAGAUUCGGACGGUGGAGAUAAAUGGGGAGAAAGUGAAGCUGCAGAUCUGGGACACUGCUGGCCAGGAGCGCUUCCGAACCAUCACCUCCACGUAUUAUCGGGGGACCCAUGGGGUCAUUGUGGUUUACGAUGUCACCAGUGCCGAGUCCUUUGUCAAUGUCAAGAGGUGGCUUCACGAAAUCAACCAGAACUGUGACGACGUGUGCCGGAUAUUAGUGGGGAAUAAAAAUGAUGACCCCGAACGGAAAGUGGUGGAGACAGAAGACGCUUACAAGUUUGCUGGACAGAUGGGGAUCCAGUUGUUUGAGACCAGUGCCAAGGAGAACGUCAACGUCGAAGAGAUGUUCAACUGCAUCACAGAGCUGGUCCUCCGAGCAAAGAAAGACAAUCUCGCCAAACAGCAGCAGCAGCAGCAGAACGACGUGGUGAAGCUCACGAAGAACAGCAAACGAAAGAAACGCUGCUGCUAACAGCCCCGCCC
Molecule: messenger RNA, 749 nt
Organism: Erinaceus europaeus (western European hedgehog)
Lineage: Eukaryota; Metazoa; Chordata; Mammalia; Eulipotyphla; Erinaceidae
Gene: RAB35
Product: RAB35, member RAS oncogene family
Exons: 6
Coding region: 133-738 (201 amino acids)
Biological process (GO): Rab protein signal transduction; endocytic recycling
Cellular component (GO): endosome membrane; plasma membrane
Molecular function (GO): GTP binding; GTPase activity
Source: RefSeq, a predicted model, not a curated record